AUGGCGGACGAUGACCCCGCCAUGUUCAUCCUUUUCGUCCGGGAGUUUUGCCCGGACAUAAUGACGCAAUUUAGGGCCCAUAAAGCCAAACUAGCAUCAAAGUCCCUCGCACCGUUCGCCGCCGCCGCGACUAUUCCUGACUCGCCGAUGUCGCCCCCCACCCCCGCGCCCGCGUCGAUCGCGUCAUGCGCGGCAUCGAGCUCCGGCUCCGACUCCGAGUCGGAGAUGGAGUUCGAGUCGGCCGCCAGCCCGGAACCCGGACCCUCGGAUGGGUUCAAAACCGUCACGCGCGGCAAAAAACGCGCCCGUGCCGUGGAACCGUCCACGGCACCAAAACAGCCCAAGGCCGCGAACACGUCGCGUCCUAAAGUCGUGGUCUCACCCGACUCCCCUCGCCGCGCAACUCCGUCGCCGAAACCCGCGCCCGUCAAUAAAAUCGUCGCGCCCCCGCCCGUAAUCCUACGUGAAAAAUCCGCGUGGAACCGGGGGUCACCGUCGAGGCCCCACACAAAAAAGGCACUCCCGGACAGUGCCAUAGGUGCCAACUUUAUGGCCACUCUGCGCGCAACUGCCACGCGCGUCCGCGGUGCGUAA
Molecule: messenger RNA, 594 nt
Organism: Bombyx mori (domestic silkworm)
Lineage: Eukaryota; Metazoa; Arthropoda; Insecta; Lepidoptera; Bombycidae
Exons: 2
Coding region: 1-594 (197 amino acids)
Source: RefSeq, a predicted model, not a curated record